AUGAACACCGGCAUUCAAGAUGCAAACAACCUGAUAUGGAAGCUCGAGCUUGCUCUCAGGGACGAACGCAAGUACGACGCCCUCCUCGACACGUACAACACCGAGCGACAACCGGUCGGUAAGCGUGUAGGCCUCUCAAGUCUACAUAACAUGCGAAGUCACGCCGCGAUAAUGGAUGUAGCGCUUGGCUUGAGCCCGGGUAAAUCCAUUGAGGAGAACCAAGCAAAGAUCGCCCCUGCCUUUGAUGAGACUCAUCCAGACUACGCGGCAAAACGCGAUGCCAUCGGCCGUGCGCAAAAAGUUCUUGGUUGUGAAUUCAAAGCACCUGGAGCGGUUGUCGGCUGGUUCUACCCGUCAGCUGGUGUUAACAAUGGAGGCGGCGAGUUCCAUACUGGACAAUUACGGGCGGAUGGGACGUUGAAUCCAGAGUUCUACGUCCCGUCGACGAUACCAGGGCAUUUUGUGCCGCACGCGUGGUCACACAAGGGGAAUAAGCGAAAACCUGUGUUUGAUCUGGUUGGGAUGAGUCAGCUGUUGUUGCUGGCUAGAGGGUCUGGGUGGGAGGAACUUGGAGACGAUCGAGUGCGGUAUGAGCAUGUUGGCGAUGGUGGUUGGGAUGAUGUAGAUGAGAUGUGGGCUCGUCAGUGUGGUACGGGAUUGUUGCAUGGCGAGGACAGCGAGGUGGCAUGA
This is a messenger RNA of Lithohypha guttulata, 690 nucleotides long. RefSeq lists its product as uncharacterized. Bases 1 to 690 code for a protein of 229 amino acids. The transcript has 2 exons. NCBI's taxonomy places the organism in Eukaryota, Fungi, Ascomycota, Eurotiomycetes, Chaetothyriales, Trichomeriaceae. Gene Ontology annotation, molecular function: oxidoreductase activity; FAD binding. The record is from RefSeq and is a predicted model, not a curated record.